Messenger RNA from Rubroshorea leprosula, 550 nucleotides. The record is from the annotation of a GenBank genome assembly. NCBI's taxonomy places the organism in Eukaryota, Viridiplantae, Streptophyta, Magnoliopsida, Malvales, Dipterocarpaceae.
AAUUCUUUAAAAAGGAAUGAUUUCCUUAAUAUUGGAGCUCUCUCCGAGUCCUUACUUUGCUGUUCAAAUUUUAAAAGAAAUAUUUUUUACAUAUGUUAGCCAUGGUUUCUCCUAGUCUGGAAAGAUGAUAUGUUAGCCAUAGCGGGAGAUCUCAUUGAUAAAAACGAGGUAUAUGAAUAUGCUGAUGCGCUGCUUGAUGGUGUGAGGUCUCUUGAUGAAUGGGCAGCAGAAGAGUAUGGGAAACAUGUGGCAGAACGUGGAAAUGGAAAUGUGUCCUUGGUGCAUCCAAGCUUUGAGCAUGAUCAGGAUUUUGAAUUGGCUGAUGGACCUAAAAUCACAAAUGUGGUAAUGGAUUGUUUGAUUGACGAUCCGUCUGAGCGUCCUUCCAUCGACCGAGUUAUUGACCUUUUGGAUGGAUUAUCCGUUGUGCAAAGAAAUCUAGACACCUUUGGUAUUGGCACAAAUCGAGGCCACAAACCAAGUCACGACGAGGCCUCAGAACUGUAGAUAUAAUGAUGACCAAAACAAAAAAUCAAAUUUCAAAAUCCAU